Myzus persicae (green peach aphid) is the source of this 1620-nucleotide messenger RNA. RefSeq names its product zinc finger BED domain-containing protein 1-like. Lineage: Eukaryota; Metazoa; Arthropoda; Insecta; Hemiptera; Aphididae. The transcript is spliced from 2 exons. Bases 1 to 1620 code for a protein of 539 amino acids. The record is from RefSeq and is a predicted model, not a curated record.
AUGGAUAAUUCAGAAAAUGAAGAAAAGCAUUUAAAACGAGUACACCCAAAAACACUUAAUCCAAUUGGAACUAAUAACGACGAUCCGGAUAAUCAAUUACAAGAUGCUCAAAAUAUAUCUAAAUCAUCUACUUCUGCAAAUACCUCUUUAUUGCCAUAUCAAACUACUACUUCUUCACAGUGUUCUGAGCCACCUUCUAAACGAUCUCGUCAACUUACACUUUAUGGUUCAAAAAAAACUAUUGGAUUAACAGAAAUGGAAACCAAUGAAAUUAAUAAGUCUUUAAUUAAAAUGAUAGUUUUUGAUUAUCAGCCACUCUCGAUAGUAGAGAACGCUGGAUUCUUAGAGUAUACUAAAAAGUUACAACCUCUAUAUUCUGUCCCCAGUAGAAAACAACUUACAACCAAAUUAUUACCACAAGAAUAUGAUAUUAUAUACUCCAAAUUAAAAUCUAUGCUUGGAACAGUAGCUGAUUUAUCUAUCACUACCGAUAUGUGGACAUCGGAUUGUAAUAAAUCGUAUAUUACUGUGACUUGUCAUUUUAUAUUUGACCAUCACUUAUAUUCACCAGUACUUGCUACUCGGGAAGUUUUUGACAGUCAUACUGGUAUUAAUAUAGCAUCUACUCUGAAAAAUAUUUUUAAUGAAUGGGGCAUAGCAGAUGAAAUAGUAACUAUCGUAUCUGACAAUGGGUCCAGCAUAAAAAAUGCUAUAAACGAACAUCUGCUCAAAUAUCAUCAUCCGUGCGUAGCACAUACAUUAAAUUUAAGUAUUAAUGAGGCAAUAAAUGGAAAUCUAGAUAUUAUUCAAAUUUUGAAAAAAUGUAGGACCAUAGUAGGUCACUUUAAACACAGCUCUUAUGCUAAUGGUAAACUUAGAGAAUUUCAAUUACAAAUGAACCUACCUAUAUUAAAAGUGAAACAAGAUGUUGUAACUCGAUGGAAUUCGAGUUUGAUAAUGAUUGAAAGACUACUUGACAUUAAAAAUCCACUAUCCGCUACCAUGUCAUCUCUUCCUCGAGCACCUAAUUGUUUAAAUGCGUGUGAAUGGGAAAUAUUAUUAGAUUGCAUUCAUAUUUUAAAACCGUUUGAGAUUAUGACUGCUGAGUUAUCGGGAGAAAAUUACAUAACUAUUUCUUCUAUUAUACCGUUAAUUAGAGGCUUACAACAUAUAAUAAAAAGUGUACAAAUAAAAAAUACUAUAGGCGAAGCAUUUAAAACUACCUUAAUAGAUGUAGACAAUCGGCGAUUGGGGCAUUUAGAAAAGAAUAAGAUUGUUGCAAAAGCAACAUUUUUGGAUCCUAGAUUUAAAAAAACUGCUUUUGGAUUACUCGAAAAUGCUAAUAAUGUACAAAAAUGGAUAUCAGACGAACUAACACCGAUGAUAAUAUGUGCAAAUAACGAUAUUUAUAAUACUGAAGUAAAUAAAAUUCAGUCUACAACAACAGCAUCAACUUCUGAUACAAGUAAUUCAAUUUGGGAUCAUUUUGAUAAUAAAGUUUCACAAGUUCAAUCUUCGUCGAGUCCAUCUACAACUUCAACUUUGAUUAUUCGCCAAUAUUUAGAAAUGCCACUGUUGGAUAGGAAAAAAAAAUCCAUUACAUUUCUGGAAGCAGCAUAA